AUGCGCUUCAACAUCUCCGUUCUCGUAGCUCUUGCGGGUGUGGCGUAUGCAGCACCCUCCAAGAGGGCACCCCUCUUCGUGCACGAAAAGAGGGCUACAGAGCCCGUCGACUGGGAGCUAUCCCAUCGACUCGAUGCAAACAAGAUUCUGCCUAUGCGAUUUGGGCUUACCCAGCAGAAUCUCCACCGUGUCGAAGAGCUUCUGAUGGCAGUAUCUCACCCAGAGUCACCAACCUUCGGUAAACACUAUAGUCCCGCCGAGGUUGUAGAUCUGUUUGCACCCAGUGACGACACAAUCUCUGCCGUCACCAAGUGGCUCGUUGACUCAGGGUUCUCUCGAGAUCGCCUACGUCUUUCUGCCAACAAGGGAUGGAUCUCGAUGGAUGCUACCACCGCCGAGGUUGAGGAACUCUUGAACACAGAAUAUCACGUAUACACUCACCCAUCGGGUGACGAGCAGUUUGGAUGCCACAACUACUCCCUCCCUGGCCACAUCCGUGAUCACAUCGACUUAAUCAGGCCUACCGUUCAAUUCAACCAUCGUCCAUCUCCAUUGGCCAUAAGGAAACGCGGAGGAGGUCUAGGCAUGCCCUCAGCUAGAACCGGACCCAAGAAGUCUGAUAAACUCGUCACUAUAACUCCUUCUCUCGAGAACUGCGAUGAGAACAUCACUCUCGACUGCCUUCGCGCUCUGUAUGCCGUCAAUUACACCCCUGUCGCAACAGCGAAGAACUCUUACGGCAUUGUGGAAUUCACUCCUCAGGCAUUCUUGGGCCCAGACCUUGAUCUCUUCUUCAGGAAUUUCUCCCCAAGCCUCGUCGGCGUUCGUCCUGUCAAUGUUCUUAUUGAUGGGGCUGUCGUCCAAACCACUCAGCAAAGCUUUGAUUUCAAUGGUGAAAGUGAUUUGGACCUCGAGUACGCUAUGGGUCUUACUGCCCCUCAACCUAUCACACUUCUCCAGACCGGAGAUCUCGUUGAAGGUGCUGGGUUUGAUAACUGGCUUGAUGCUGUUGACGGCUCUUUCUGUACCUUCGAAGGUGGAGAUGACCCUACACAGGACGGAAUAUAUCCCGACCCUGCUAAAGGUGGAUUCAAAGGCCCGGAAUCGUGCGGUAUUGUUGCACCACCUUUCGUCGUCUCAGUGUCCUACGGCCAAGACGAAGUCUCUGUCACUCCCGCAUUUGCUAACCGCCAAUGCACCGAGUAUGCUAAGCUCGGUUUGCUGGGAACCACUGUCCUUUACAGUAGUGGUGACGAUGGUGUUGCUGGUGGAGGCGGCGUUUGCCUCAAUACUAAGCAUCAACCCGUAAACAGAGGAGGAACUGUCUUCAAUCCUGGAUUCCCAGUCACCUGUCCCUUCGUGACCGCAGUUGGUGCUACACAAGUCAAUCCAGGAAGCACUGUCAACGAUCCUGAAGGUGCCUGCGAGCAAGUCAUCUUCUCCGGUGGUGGUUUCUCCAACAUCUUUGCAAUUCCGUCCUACCAGCAAACAGCAGUAACCAACUUUUUGACAGAACAUAAGCCACCGUUUGCCUCUACCGUAUUCAACAGCACUGGAAAGUCCAGAGGCUUCCCUGAUCUCUCUGCCAAUGGAGCGAACUAUGUCAUCGGUAUCGACGGUACAUUCAGCCUUGUCUUCGGAACGUCCGCUUCUUCGCCGGUGGUCGGCUCUCUGAUCACCCUUAUCAACGAUGCCCGUCUCGCAGCUGGAAAAGGUCCUGUCGGAUUCAUUAACCCUUCGAUCUACUCUUCUGCCUUUGCCUCCGCAUUUAACGAUAUCACGUCUGGAGGUAACCAGGGAUGCGGGACUGCUGGAUUCACUGCCACCACUGGAUGGGACCCCGUCACUGGUGUUGGUACACCCAACUUCUCCAAGUUGCUACCUUUGUUCCUCGCUCUUCCGUGA
Messenger RNA from Psilocybe cubensis, 1905 nucleotides. RefSeq lists its product as uncharacterized. Gene Ontology annotation, molecular function: serine-type endopeptidase activity; tripeptidyl-peptidase activity. The coding region runs from base 1 to 1905 and encodes 634 amino acids. Gene Ontology annotation, biological process: proteolysis. The record is from RefSeq and is a predicted model, not a curated record. The transcript is spliced from 16 exons. NCBI's taxonomy places the organism in Eukaryota, Fungi, Basidiomycota, Agaricomycetes, Agaricales, Agrocybaceae.